Mesitornis unicolor (brown roatelo) is the source of this 1856-nucleotide messenger RNA. It is a transcript of the gene CDC23, whose product is annotated as cell division cycle 23. Gene Ontology annotation, molecular function: protein binding. The transcript is spliced from 14 exons. Gene Ontology annotation, biological process: cell division. The annotation marks the transcript as partial. Gene Ontology annotation, cellular component: anaphase-promoting complex. NCBI's taxonomy places the organism in Eukaryota, Metazoa, Chordata, Aves, Mesitornithiformes, Mesitornithidae. The record is from RefSeq and is a predicted model, not a curated record.
GAGGAUGCUCGUGACCUGGAUGCCUACACAUUAGCCAAGUCUUACUUUGAUCUAAAGGAAUAUGACAGGGCUGCCUAUUUCCUACGGGGCUGCAAGAGUCAGAAAGCUUACUUCUUGUACAUGUACUCUAGAUACCUGUCAGGGGAAAAGAAGAAGGACGAUGAGACUGUGGAUAGUUUGGGACCUCUGGAGAAAGGACAGGUGAAAAAUGAGGCUCUCCGAGAACUGAGAGUUGAGCUCAGCAAGAAACACAAGGCACGGGAACUGGAUGGGUUUGGCCUUUAUUUGUAUGGUGUCGUGCUGCGGAAGCUGGACCUGGUGAAAGAAGCAAUAGAUGUGUUUGUUGAAGCUGCCCAUGUCUUGCCUUUGCACUGGGGAGCCUGGCUGGAACUGUGCAACUUGAUUACAGAUAAAGAGAUGUUGAAGUUCCUGUCCUUGCCGGACACAUGGAUGAAAGAGUUCUUUCUUGCACACAUUUAUACAGAGCUGCAGCUGAUAGAGGAGGCUCUGCAGAAGUAUCAGAGUCUCAUUGAUGCGGGAUUUUCCAAAAGCACUUACAUCAUCUCUCAGAUCGCAGUUGCCUACCACAAUAUCCGAGAUAUUGACAAAGCUUUAUCCAUCUUUAACGAGCUAAGGAAACAAGAUCCUUACAGGAUAGAAAACAUGGACACUUUCUCCAACUUGCUGUAUGUAAGGAGCAUGAAGCCUGAAUUGAGCUACCUGGCUCACAAUCUCUGCGAGAUAGACAAGUAUCGUGUUGAGACCUGCUGUGUGAUUGGGAAUUAUUAUAGCUUGCGUUCCCAGCAUGAAAAAGCAGCACUCUAUUUCCAGAGGGCCUUGAAACUGAAUCCUCGUUAUCUGGGAGCCUGGACACUCAUGGGACACGAGUAUAUGGAAAUGAAGAACACAUCUGCAGCUAUCCAGGCCUAUAGACAUGCAAUAGAGGUGAACAAAAGGGACUACAGAGCAUGGUAUGGCUUGGGGCAAACCUACGAAAUCCUCAAAAUGCCAUUUUACUGUCUCUAUUACUACAGACGGGCCCACCAGCUCAGACCAAAUGAUUCUCGUAUGCUGGUUGCUCUAGGAGAAUGCUAUGAGAAACUCAAUCAGUUGGUGGAAGCUAAAAAGUGCUAUUGGAGAGCUUAUGCUGUGGGAGAUGUGGAGAAAAUGGCACUGGUGAAACUAGCAAAGCUGCACGAACAGCUGAAUGAAUCUGAACAGGCAGCUCAGUGCUACAUCAAAUACAUCCAGGAUAUCUAUUCCUGUGGGGAGGUAGUGGAGCACCUGGAGGUCUGCACUGCCUUCCGUUACCUGGCCCAGUACUACUUCAAGUGCAAGCUCUGGGACGAAGCCUCGGCGUGUGCCCAGAAAUGCUGUGCGUUCAAUGAUACUAGAGAAGAAGGAAAGGCCCUGCUGCGGCAGAUCUUACAGCUUCGCAACCAAGGAGAAACAUCCUCCACAGAGAUUGCUGCUCCCUUUUUCCUCCCUGCGUCAUUGUCAGCCAACAACACUCCCACCCGUCGCGUCUCCCCACUCAAUCUGUCUUCUGUAACGCCAUGAACAAUGCUGGUGCUUCUGACCUGUGCACUGAGUGUGACCGUGCGGAUGGGGCUGGCAACCCCUUCUUUCUUUCCAGUGAAACUUUUGCAUUGGUUGUUGCCUUCACGUGAAGGGUGGGAGUUGCUGGAACCCACAGCUGAAGGCGGAUGUGCCCUGGCAGGCAGAGGUGCAGCCCAUGUGAAAGUGCCUAUGGCCAGCUAUGAACCUGCUGUGCUGCUCACCCAGCCAUUCCUGUCGGAGGGCAGAUGUGUUCCAGUACACAGGACUGCUCCUAACUGAGGGGUUGGGAAGAGCUU